CCUUGUAUGACACAAUUGCCAAAACCUUGGAAAAGAAGUCAAGCUAUAGUUCUUCCCCAAAUAUAAUCAACCUAAAGAAAAAGCAGGGGCGACAAUGGAGGUGGAGAUCGACGAGAAAGAGCUGAAAGCCAUUGGUGCAGAAUCCUUGACAGAUGGACGGCGAGGAUUGCGUAUUCGUGGUUGGGAGAUCGAAUCUUGCAAGCGUUCCAUUCUCACGUCACUUGAACUUCAACUUUGGGAAGAAAAACUUCAAACAUCUCACUUCCCUGAAAUGAUAUUUGGAAACAGCUCUUUAGUUCUUAAGCAUCUAGCUAGUGGCACUAAGAUUCAUUUCAAUGCAUAUGAUGCUUUAAUUGGCUGGAAGAAAGAAGCACUGCCACCUGUCGAAGUUCCUGCUGCAGCAAAGUGGAAGUUCAGAAGUCAACCGUUUCAACAGGUGAUAUUAGACUAUGAUUACACAUUCACUACUCCUUAUUGUGGAAGUGAAGAGGUAUACACAAAUAGUGAAGAGGUUGGAAGGGACAUUGUGGAUGGUGGUCCUAGUCUUUGCUGGGAAGACUGUGAGGAGAAGAUUGAUAUGGUUGCUCUGGCAUCAAAAGAACCUAUUCUAUUCUAUGAUGAGGUGAUUUUAUAUGAAGAUGAAUUAGGUGACAAUGGAGUGUCUCUGUUGACUGCCAAAGUGAGAGUUAUGCCCAGUGGUUGGUUUCUUCUCUUCAGAUUUUGGCUAAGAGUUGACGGCGUGCUUAUGAGACUACGGGACACUCGUCUGCAUUGUAUUUUUGGAGAAUCCUCAUUUCCUGUUGUUCUUCGGGAUAGCUGCUGGAGAGAGGGUAAAUUUAGUGCCUUGGCCGCGAAAGGGUAUCCAGUUGAUGCUGCUUCAUAUAACGAUCCAAGCAUCAUUAGCGAGAGGCUCCCUGUCAUCAUGCAUAAAACACAAAAGCUUAAAUUCAUUACCAACAUGUAAGGCUGUAACAGCUCUUUAUCAGUGGUUAUUGAUAAAACUCGUAUAUUGAAUCUGAAAUGAAACUAUAUUGUUAUCCUACAACCCCUUCAAGAUAAUUGAUGUUAUUCUUAAUGGAA
Molecule: messenger RNA, 1080 nt
Organism: Beta vulgaris subsp. vulgaris (sugar beet)
Lineage: Eukaryota; Viridiplantae; Streptophyta; Magnoliopsida; Caryophyllales; Amaranthaceae
Product: TIP41-like protein
Exons: 8
Coding region: 95-964 (289 amino acids)
Biological process (GO): TOR signaling
Cellular component (GO): cytosol
Source: RefSeq, a predicted model, not a curated record